Aplosporella prunicola CBS 121167 is the source of this 2004-nucleotide messenger RNA. RefSeq lists its product as uncharacterized. Bases 1 to 2004 code for a protein of 667 amino acids. The record is from RefSeq and is a predicted model, not a curated record. The transcript is spliced from 2 exons. Lineage: Eukaryota; Fungi; Ascomycota; Dothideomycetes; Botryosphaeriales; Aplosporellaceae.
AUGGAGGCACACGCAGCGGAAACGGACAGAGGCGUUCAAGAGGCCAAAGAUCAGUCAACGUACCUGCUCAACGAGCGGGAAUCCAGUCCUCCACCACUAAUCACACAUACAUCAAACCCCACAAAACAGUCCUACAAAUACACGCUGCACAUAAUCCUUGUCCUCCUCACGCUCGUCAUCCCCAUCGUAGCACUAGCAGCAUGGCUGGCAACUUCGGGCAUCCAUGCCCGCUUCAAGACGUUCCAUGGCGAGGAGAUUGGCGGCCAUCUUACCCAGGCGCAGGCGAAGGCACUCGAUGUCGUCUCUGGUGCUGUGCUUGCGCCGCUGGUCAUGGCGGGCUUGAAUCUGGUGUGGUUUGCUGUUGCCAGGGUUGCAGUUGUUAAAGAGGAGGGAGAAGACACUCGCAAAUACCCCCCUGCUAGCAAUGCAGAUUCCUUCCGUCGCGGCAUCCCGCUGUCCUCUCUAGUGGCAGCCAGCCAAUCAAGCAGCGGCACCUAUGACCUGCUGCACCUGUGGACCCUCCUCCGCGGACGCACAAUGCGGCUCGUCUCGCUCGUCCUGCUCUGCCUCUUCUCGGCGCUCGGCCGCUCCGCCCUCGCGAACCUGGUCGCGUACGAAGCAUUCUUCGAGAACGUCGCCUCGCCGCACCCGUACCAGCUGCGCUACAUGCGCGACGCGGUCAUCGAGUCUAGCGUCGUCAUCCCGACGAGCCUGCAAAUGGAUGUCUUCGGCUUCAACACGGAGCAGCAGGCCAGCGUCGCGAACCAGAUGAGCGGGAUGCUGACGGGGCUGAACUUCCAGAACGCGACCAAGAUGCUCGAGAGCGAUGGGUCGUAUGUGGGCGUGAACACGACGGCCGCGGCGCUGGACGCGCUGCCAGCGUCUGUGGUCGGCCUAGUAAACGUGCCAGGCUUCCGGGUCAGCGUCGAGUGCGCGCCGGCGCAGCUGUCGAAUCUCGCCGUCCUAGCCAUGGGCGCGUACGACACGUCCAUCAACGGCAUCGCUGACACGACGCUCUUCCGGGCGCAGAUUCCGGGCCCGUCAUCUGUGCUCAAGGGCGCCUCGAACGAUGUCUACUCCUUCGUGGCCUUCGACUUCAACACGACCAACGCCUUCCUCGGCUACCUCACCUCCUUCGACUACUCCAACUACACGAUCGCAACGCCGUACGGCACGCUCAAUCCCACAGUCGCAAACAUGACGUCGUCGGGAUUCACGGGCACCAAAGCGACCAUGUCCGUCUGGGGUCUCCAAUGCAGCCUGUACCAGCAAAGCGGGCAGCUGAACCUCACCCGCGCCCACAACUCCGACGUCACCAUCGCCGCAGCAACCUUUGCCCCCGAAACCGAGAAGAUGAAAAUCCCCUCCGCCCUCGCUACCUGGCAGGCCAACCUCAACUACCACGCCCCCACCGCCGCAAUCCCGGGCAUCGGCCCCGCGCUCGCGCGCACCGCGUGCCCGGCCACCGCCUCCAGCGCCGACAGCACGCUGUGCAGCGCGGGGCAGAACAGCACGGACUUCGCGGCGCUGGCGCGCAAUUUCUUGUAUGCGUCUGCCGAAGCACGGACGAUUGCGAUCGAGGUUGCGGCGAGCAACGCCACGCGCGAAAAGCCCGAGUACGUGUAUACCGUGCAGGCGGUCGUGACGCGGCAGUUCUACCGCAUGACGUACGUGCCCGUCGUCCUGGCCGUGGGGCUCGCGAGCCUGGUGCUGGCGGCGCUGGUGGUGGGGGGGAUGGCGUGGGUGGCGCGCGGGAGCGAGGCGGUGGGCGGGUGGCGCGUGAGGGAUGUGGGGCGGGUGGUUGUGGAUGCGGUGGCGGGGUUGGGAGGGGAGAGGGGAGGCGGGGCUGAGGUGGGCUGUGUGGCGGCGGGGUCGAAUGAGGGUGUUGCGAGGUGGACGGAGGGCUGUAGGGUGGUUUAUGAGAGGGCGGUCGAUGGGGAAAGGGUUGCUAGGGUGCGGUUGAGGAGGGUGGGUGAGAAGGGGGGUGAGGGUGUUGUUUGUUGA